This is a messenger RNA of Linum trigynum, 2284 nucleotides long. The record is from the annotation of a GenBank genome assembly. Lineage: Eukaryota; Viridiplantae; Streptophyta; Magnoliopsida; Malpighiales; Linaceae.
UAGUAACUAAAAUUUAACAUCGAAUUAUUCUAACUUUGAAACCAACGUCACCGUAAAAACAAGUUUAUGACCUCAUUUUGUCUCGGAACAAACUGUUUUUGUCUUCCAAAACAAAAUUUGCAGACCAUAUAUUCCCUUCCCUCCCCCAUUUCCCUAUUUUCUCCCAAAGAUUACAAUCUACACUACGCACCAAGAAACAAAACAAAUAAAGAAAUGGCGAGAAAGGAAAAUGGAAUGGAUUGCGAAAGAGAGAAGAUUAGCGCGACAGCAUGUGGCACCGAAUAUUUGCCCCCUUCGCGGCUUCGCCCCUUCCCUUGGCCUUUAACCCCAUUCCUAACAAACCCUUCUCUCUCUCUCUCCAUUUCCUUCUCUCUUAAUAAUUGAAGAGGGGAAUUUAUCCCAUUUCUGAAGUGGAAUUUGAAACCAAGGACGUAGCAGCAGCGACUUCCUCACACUUAUUUUUAGAGCUCUCUGUAGGCCACGGUGGUCCGGCGACCGGAAUGGGUUCCGGCAGCAGUCGCCCGCGGUCGCGCCCAUCUGAGUCCCGACCCAGCGCCAGCAGCACCCCCGUCAACCGCUCCCCUUCAAGGAUUCUGUCAUCCAUCAUCUGCGGUGGCUCCUCAUCUUCUUCUUCCCGCGCUGCAGCUGAGAUGAAAGGUCGUCCUUACGAAAUGUUAAAGAGCACUGUGGAAAAUGGUGAGGCGGGGGCCAACAAAAUACAAAGCCUUGUACUGGAAUCGUCUGCCAUAAUUGGCUCAGAAACAGUUUCUGCCAAUUCUGAUAGUGCCAUUGGCCAUUCAUCAACAGGGAGUAGUAUUACAGCCAGCAAGAGAAUCGUUGGUGAAGGUGGUUUGAGAAACCCUGGAACAAGUAAUCAAGAGAGACGUUUCUCCGAAAGUUUGGGGUUAGUUUCUUCCCAGGUAUGUGAUGAAUAUGGCUACAACGACUCUUUUAGGAAUAGGUAUAGUGGUGAAGAAGCUAGUACUUCAUUUAGAGAACAACAACAAUCUUCAGAUCCUCCCUCUGUAAAUACUUUGGCUAACAAGGAUGCAGUCGAUGGUAUUUACAAUCCAGAGAAUAGUAGAGAUAUGCAUGCAGAGAGUUCAUCUCAAGGGCUACUGCACACAUCGAGUUUUGGCAGGGCUUCUGUUGAGAAUCACAUGGAUGAAAUGACAACUUGGCCUCUGCACAAUUCUGAUUCUGUUUCUGGACGAGAAGCAAUUCCUGAGGGUUCAGGACUUCCGGUGACGGAACAGGCCCAGGAUGAUGGAGAUGUUCUUCAUGUAGAUGUUGUGAGCAUCUCUUCCAGCAUCUUCUCUAGGGGAACGGCUGAUACGGCUAGUCCAUAUGAGACCAGAAGAAACAGUAGAAGACUAUUCUGGGAUGCAUUUUCAAGACGCAGUUCUUGGAGGCCUAUGGAUUCUCCAACCAUUGUGUUAUCUAAUGAUGAUAGUCCUGAUGAUUUACAAUCUCACGAUAGAUGGCUCCUCGAUUUUAGUGGCGACUUUUUCAAUGAUGGUGUAACUAGUAGCGAUGCUGGAUACCCGGGCAGCAGGAUUCGUAGCUGGACUGAUCGGAGACGCCAAUCAAGAUCAGAGAUUUGGGAGAGGCUUGUUGGCAACCUUGACGAUGAUGAUCGACGAUCACCAACAGUCUGUCCUUCUGGACUUCACCGUGAUGGUACUUGUUCAUGUGAAUCACUCUUGUCAGGAGGGGAGUCGAGUACUCGUGCAAGUAUAUCGCGGAUAGUCAUGCUUGCUGAAGCUCUAUUUGAGGUGUUGGAUGAAAUCCAUCGCCAGCCUUCUUCACUUCCUCAGUCCAUGGUCUCACUCCCAGCUCCAGAAUCUGUUGUUGACUCUUUCCCUCUUAAGAAUCACAAAAAAGUGGACAAGGUUGAGGAUGAUGAAGAAGCUGAGCAGUGCUACAUAUGUCUGUCUGAGUACGAAGAAGGGGAUAAAAUACGAGUGCUUCCCUGCCAUCAUGAGUAUCACAUGUCAUGUGUUGAUAAAUGGCUCAAAGAGAUCCACGGGGUCUGCCCACUCUGCCGUGGAGAUGUUCGCCAGACUGACCCCGAGCUUUCAGAGAUUCCUUCACUCUGAUCAUAGAAAUUGUAUAUGCUGCAGAAUGUAAAUAGCAAUCUCAUUACAGUUAAGGAAGAGAGUUCCAUUUGUAAAAUAUCGAAGCACCUUUCGUACCAGAUGUAUCUGUAUACAUUUGAAACCCCUCUACUAUGAUACCAAAAAGAACUGAAAUCGACAUGGAUAAACAAAGUACAGAAGAACAU